Pundamilia nyererei is the source of this 1303-nucleotide messenger RNA. RefSeq names its product iodotyrosine deiodinase (gene iyd). The coding region runs from base 91 to 990 and encodes 299 amino acids. NCBI's taxonomy places the organism in Eukaryota, Metazoa, Chordata, Actinopteri, Cichliformes, Cichlidae. The transcript is spliced from 5 exons. The record is from RefSeq and is a predicted model, not a curated record. Gene Ontology annotation, cellular component: plasma membrane. Gene Ontology annotation, molecular function: oxidoreductase activity.
AGUAGUGUUUCACAAUCAAGUCUGCGUUCCGCUGAGGUAAGCAACACAAAGGGCAGGUACCCGUGGCCUUUUCUCUGCACUCCAGUGAGCAUGGCUUUCCUGUCCGUGUUCACGCCUGUUCUGGCGGUGGUUUUAUGCCUGGUGAUAGGCUUCGUGCUGGUGAAAUCAUGGGACACAGAGUCCACAUCUCCAGGCAAAAGUAAAGGGGCGACAAAAGGGGAGAAAAGACCAUGGGUGGACCAGGACUUACAGGACGAUACAGAAAUCACAGCAAAAGAAGACGAUGGUGAUGCUGAUGAUGAUUGGGGGGACAGCACUGAAGAGGAGAACCUCACACAACUGCCUUAUUCACCGCAGCGAUACCCUGAGGAGACAAUGCUGCAAAGGUCCAAGGAGUUUUACACUUUGAUGAACCAACGGAGGUCUGUCCGAUUCAUCAGCCCGGAGCCUGUCCCACGGGAAGUCAUCGAUAAUGUCAUCCACACUGCAGGUACAGCACCUAGCGGAGCACACACAGAACCCUGGACGUUCAUUGUGGUGUCAGAUCCAGAUAUAAAGCAUCAAAUUAGACUGAUAGUUGAAGAGGAGGAGGAGAUGAACUACCGCCAGAGGAUGGGGGAAAAAUGGGUUCAGGAUUUGGCCAAAUUGAGGACAAAUUGGAUUAAGGAGUACUUGGAUGUUGCUCCAUAUCUGAUCCUCAUCUUUAAACAGACCUACGGGCUUCUCCCAAAUGGCAAGAAGAAAACACACUACUACAACGAAAUCAGCGUGUCCAUAUCCUGUGGGAUCCUCCUGGCUGCAUUACAGAAUGCGGGUCUUGUUACCGUCACAUCUACGCCCCUCAACUGCGGCCCCAAACUCAGACUUUUACUUAAACGCCCAGCGAACGAGAAGCUGCUGAUGCUACUUCCUGUUGGUUAUCCUGCCUCCGAUGCUACUGUGCCUGACUUGAAACGCAAGCAUCUGGAUGAUAUUUUGGUGCACGUGUGAGAAAAUGAGAUGCAAAAAGCAGGCUGUUUUAUUUGUCUUCAUCAAAUUCUUUGCCUGUAGCUGAGAAAUCAACCAAGCAGAUGCCUGAUGAGACUUAGAAGUGCUUUCACAGUAGAGAGAAGCAGAGAGUGAGGCUUCUUUAGAUCAGUCUUUAAAUGUUUAAGAUAGACAAUCAAGAGAGGAUGGCAUGAAUCUCUCAUAGCUUACUAAUCGCUAACCUAGCUUUUGAAGGCAAAGUAGUGAACAUUUGGUUGGCUUAUUUGGGUUUAGCAUAUUUCUAUCAUGCAAAUUUCAAAUAAAUAACCAGCAAAAA